CUAAAAAGAGAGAGAACAGAAUGGCCUCUCUAAACUCACCGGAUUCCUCUCCUCCAAACAUCUCCUUCUCCAUCAAAGAAACCAGAAAAACAACCACCACCACCACCUCCUCCUCCACCGAAAACGCUGCCAGCCACCGAUUUUACCGGAGCAUUUCCACCAAAGAACCUUCCUUUUCUCAAUUCCCCUUCACCCCUCCUCACCUCAACAACUGCCCUUCUCUCCCUCAAAGCUUCCACAACUCCCCUACCUCCUCCCCACUCCACCCGGCCGCCACGGCAGCUAAGCUCACUGACAUCUUGAUUUCUCAUCGGUGUGUGUCUUCCGUCUUAAAAAAAGACGGACAGAUCUUAUCCAUUGCCAUAUUUAAUGAAAUUUUAUAUACCGGCUCUGAUACCAAUUUAAUAAGGAUUUGGAAACUGCCCGACUUUAUCGAGUGCGGGCAGCUUAAAACAAAGACUUGCAUGGCGGUGGCCUUGCAGGCUUCUCAUGAUAAAGUUUAUGCGGCAUAUAGUGAUUGUAAGAUUCGUGUUUGGCGGCGGAGUUGGAACAGAGGCCUCAAACAUUUCCGCCUUGCCACUAUUCCGGCCACCGGAAGUUAUGUCCGAAGUUACAUUUCAGGGAAGGACAAAAUGUUGAAGCACAUGGGUCCAAUAACUUCACUAGCGAUCAACAUUUCCGACGACGUUCUAUACUCAUCAUCACUCGACAAAUCAGUAAAAAUUUGGCGAAUCUCCGAUUUCAAAUGCAUAGAAACAAUCCAAGCCCAUUCCGAGCCAAUCAACGCCAUCAUUGCCGCCGACGACGGCCUUCUCUACACCGCCUCCGACGACGCUACCAUUAAGGUCUGGCGGCGCAACUUCUCCCGCAGCGAUCACCCUCCUCACUCCCUCGUCGUCACCCUCCCAGCCAAAUUCUCUCCGGUCAAAACACUCACCCUCGCCACCAACUCCGGCCUCAUCUACGGCGGUUGCAGUGACGGCUACCUCCACUUCUGGCUCAAAGGCUGGUUCUCCGGCCAGCUCCAAUACGGCGGCGCUUUGCAAGGCCACACCCAUGCGGUCAUGUGUUUGGCCACCGUUGGAAAGUACGUGGUCAGUGGCUCCGCUGAUUCCACGUGUCGCGUGUGGGCCAGGGAUGAGGUAGAUUGUCAGGUGCACACGUGUCUGGCGGUGUUGGUUGGCCACCGGGGCCCGGUGAGAUGCGUGGCGGUGUUUUCUGGCUCCGGUUCUGAGGAGGUGGCGGAGGAGGACGACGGCGGCUGCACCAUCUGUAGCGGAAGCCUCGACGGCGUUCUUAAAGUUUGGCGCGUGACGUGCACGGAAAACGAAACGCGUAACCGGGCUUUGCAGAAUGAGACUGACUAUUUUAAUUUGUAGAGGAAGAGCUAAAGAGCUAACUUUAGUUAAUUAAUUAUUAAGUUAAAAUUGA
Messenger RNA from Benincasa hispida (wax gourd), 1431 nucleotides. RefSeq names its product protein JINGUBANG-like. NCBI's taxonomy places the organism in Eukaryota, Viridiplantae, Streptophyta, Magnoliopsida, Cucurbitales, Cucurbitaceae. Gene Ontology annotation, molecular function: protein binding. The record is from RefSeq and is a predicted model, not a curated record.